Molecule: messenger RNA, 1604 nt
Organism: Elephantulus edwardii (Cape elephant shrew)
Lineage: Eukaryota; Metazoa; Chordata; Mammalia; Macroscelidea; Macroscelididae
Gene: GPR135
Product: G protein-coupled receptor 135
Exons: 2
Coding region: 1-1389 (462 amino acids)
Biological process (GO): G protein-coupled receptor signaling pathway
Cellular component (GO): membrane
Molecular function (GO): G protein-coupled receptor activity
Source: RefSeq, a predicted model, not a curated record
AUGGAGCAGCCGUCGCCGCCACCGGCCCGCCCGCCAGUGAACUUGGCCUUGUCCAGCAGCCCCCAGCCCGGCGCCCCCUCCACGGCCGGAGUGCCUGGCGGGACUUCAUCGGCGGCGGCGGCCUUGCGCUCCUUCACGACGCUGGCGGCGGGGAGGCCGCCGCUGGGCCCCGAGACGGCACAGCUCUUGUCGCACGGCGCUGCGGUGGCGGCCCAGGCGCUGGUCCUUCUGCUCAUCUUCCUGCUGUCUAGCGUGGGCAACUGCGCGGUGAUGGGGGUGAUCCUGAAGCACCGGCAGCUCCGCACCGUCACCAACGCCUUCAUCCUGUCCUUGUCCCUGUCAGACCUGCUCACCGCGCUGCUCUGCCUGCCCGCCGCCUUCCUAGACCUCUUCACGCCGCCAGGGGGCGCGGCGCCCACCGCUGCCAUCGCCACCUCCACGGGGCCCUGGCGCGGCUUCUGCACCGCCAGCCGCUUCUUCAGCUCGUGCUUCGGCAUCGUGUCCACGUUCAGCGUGGCCCUCAUCUCGCUGGACCGCUACUGCGCCAUCGUGCGUCCGCCCCGCGAGAAGAUCGGCCGGCGCCGCGCACUGCAGCUGCUGGUGGGGGCCUGGCUGGCGGCCCUGGGCUUCUCGUUGCCCUGGGAGCUGCUGAAUGCACCCCUGGAGCCCCCGGCGGUGCAGAGCUUCCACGGCUGCCUGUACCAGACUUCCCCGGACCCCGCGCAGCUGGGCGCGGCCUACAGCGUGGGGCUGGUGGUGGCCUGCUACCUGCUGCCCUUCCUGCUCAUGUGCUUCUGCCACUACCACAUCUGCAAGACCGUGCGCCUGUCGGACAUGCGUGUGCGCCCAGUGACCACCUAUGCGCGCGUGGUGCGCUUCUUCAGCGAGGUGCGCACGGCCACCACUGUGCUCAUCAUGAUUGUCUUCGUCAUGGGCUGCUGGGGGCCCUACUGCUUCCUGGUGCUGCUGGCUGCGGCCCGCCAGGCCCAGGUCGCAGAGGCCCCCUCACUGCUCAACGUGGUGGCUGUCUGGCUGACUUGGGCCAAUGGGGCCAUCAACCCUGUCAUCUACGCCAUCCGCAACCCCAACAUUUCCAUACUGCUGGGGCGCAACCGAGAAGAAGGUUACAGGACUAGGAAUGUGGACCCUUGCCGGCUCAACCAAAGCCCAGGGUUGCGGGCCCGAAGCCGCAAUCGCCUUCGAAACCGCUCUGCCAACCGGCUGGGGCCCUGCCCCGGGUUUUCCGUGUCCAACCGCACUAGCGGGGCGGGAGGGGACGUGACCAUGUGGGCAUACAAAAAUCCAGUUGUACUUUUCUGUCGGGAGGGGCCACCAGACUUUACGGCAGUCAAACAGUCUAAAUCAGAAGCCGGAGAUACCAGCCUCUAGAAAGAAUGAGAUUCAGUUUAUGAAAGCAAAUUUCCAUCCCCUUCGUUUAGUGAGGCAGGACUCAGGGGGAACUGCGGGAUUUCACAAUUAUUUAAGAGUGAGAGAGGGCGAGGGAGGCUUGCCACUUCCACCAAAGGACUCUGUGAAAGAAAAUGUACCCUUCUUCAAAAGUGCCAAAAGGAAUGGAAAAUGCGAAAAUUAAAACAAUCUUAAAC